AUGCUAUCGGAAGAAUUCGUCUCAGCCAUCUGCGGUGCUCCUCUGAGCUCCAACACGUCCAUCGUCAAGGACGUGGGAAUCUACGGCCACACUCUGAGCCCUACCUACUCUGUCAAAUACAACUUCAAGAAGAGCUCGGCGCCGGUAAACUGCGUUGCCGUCAGCGACACACAUGUCUACGCUGCUCAAGAGAACAAAGCCUAUGUCCACGUUUACUCGAGGAUACGCGGGAACCAGGAGGCCUUUGUGGCCUUCCCCGAGAGAAUCCGGUGCUUGACCUUGGCUGGUGACGUCCUUAUUUUGGGCACAGCAGAAGGUCGGCUCAUGCUUUGGGAGACAUCCACCGGUCGCCUAGUAUCAACCCCAGCGCGCCACGUCCAAGCAGUCUCCUGCGUAGUCGCCACGCCCUUCCACGUCUUGACGGGAUCCGACGACUCAGACAUCCACGUGUGGUCCCUCUCUUCACUGCUCGAGCUCACCCCUUCCUCCGCCGAACACGAGCCAGAGCGCAGUCUCUCCAACCACCGCGCCGCCAUCACCGCCCUCUCCGUCAACGCCUCCGUUUCCUACGACACCAACCUUGCCGUCUCCGCCAGCAAAGACAAGUCCUGCAUCAUCUGGAACUACCAAACGGGCGACGCGCUGCGCACCCUCUUGUUCCCCAGCUUCCCCCUGUGCAUGUCGCUGGACCCGGCCGCGCGCGCCAUCAUCGUCGGGUGCGAGGACUCGUCGCUUUACAUGGCCGAGUUCUUCAAGGGGGGCGACAGCAAGGCUCUUUUGGGCGCGCAGUCCGAGGACGCGGCGACGGUGAUGCAGAUUUCUCAACCCUUCGGUGCCACCCAGCCUGGCGCUGGUCCGGCGUCUUGCUUGGCGUUUAGCUACGACGGCACGACGCUCCUGACGGGCCACCCCAAGGGCCAGAUCAUGAAGUGGGACGUGGUGGAUAACAAGGCGCCGGUGGAGCUGACGAACCUUAAUGCUGCCGUGACGAAUUUGGUAUUUGUCUCGCCCUUUGAGGCGAAGGCGGGGAACAACAAGGCGACCAAGACAUCGACCAUUGUGAAGCCGAAUCAGGCGGAGCGCGCUUAUACGGUUACGACCCAGCUUGAGGCUGAUUUGAGGAGCCAGACGAGGGUUGACGAGUUGGUGAACUCGACUGGUUUCAGUCAGCAGGCUUUGGAGAACGCUAUUGCGGCAUUCCAGGAGGCCUUGGCGGAGAAGGAGUCUGAGAAGAAGGAAUGA
Messenger RNA from Neurospora tetraspora, 1242 nucleotides. Its product is annotated as WD40-repeat-containing domain protein. Gene Ontology annotation, biological process: DNA-templated DNA replication; rRNA processing. The record is from RefSeq and is a predicted model, not a curated record. Gene Ontology annotation, molecular function: protein binding. The transcript is spliced from 2 exons. Gene Ontology annotation, cellular component: nuclear pre-replicative complex. The coding region runs from base 1 to 1242 and encodes 413 amino acids. NCBI's taxonomy places the organism in Eukaryota, Fungi, Ascomycota, Sordariomycetes, Sordariales, Sordariaceae.